Molecule: messenger RNA, 758 nt
Organism: Linum trigynum
Lineage: Eukaryota; Viridiplantae; Streptophyta; Magnoliopsida; Malpighiales; Linaceae
Source: the annotation of a GenBank genome assembly
UUGCUAAAAGAAAACCCCCCGGCCCCCAUCAGUUCGUUCAAUCGACGACGGCAAUGGCGGCUUCCGGCAAGCGCAAACCCUCAUCCUUCGCCGCCGCAGUGCUCUUCCCCAUCAUCCUCUACUGUAUCCCACUGUCAAUCUUCCUCCUCCAUCCCUCCUCCGACCUCCUUCGGGACGAAACCGCCAACGUCAGGGCGGCCCUGCUCUCCCGGGGCAACUACUCCGCCAUGAUCCCCGACCUCGUAUCCCAGCUCCUCCAUCACUACCCCGUGGGGGCGGAGGAGGCCAUCACCGUCUUCGUCCCGUCGGAGGACACAGAGUACGAUUGGUGCGAAACGGAGCGGCCGGAGGUCCGCGUACUGUGUCACGCCCUGGAGAAGAAGAGAACUCUUGGCAAGGAAGAAUCUCGAAUUGGAAGAAGAAUGGCGGCAGAAAUUGGGAAGAACAGAGGAGAGAGAGAGAGAAAGGAGAGGGAAAGAGUAAAGUUUUAUUUACUGGCUUAUAAUCCGGCCCGUUGGCCGGAAUGUUUAUAUUUUGAUAUUUAAAUUUUUUAUGUUACGUUUAAGUCUAUUAAUUUGUUUAAGUUUAUUGAAAAUUAUUCAAUCGAGAUUCUACACAAAUAAUGAAUAUAUAGGUCGAAUAUUCAGGCAAAUACCCUCCUCAUUUAAGAAUAUAAAAAUGUAUCAUUAAUCCCAUUUUCAUAAUGAUAAUUGAGCCCCCAUUAAAAUGAUAUUGCUUAAUAGAUUGUCCAGAAAUAU